Cajanus cajan (pigeon pea) is the source of this 1053-nucleotide messenger RNA. RefSeq names its product Rhodanese/Cell cycle control phosphatase superfamily protein. Gene Ontology annotation, cellular component: chloroplast. NCBI's taxonomy places the organism in Eukaryota, Viridiplantae, Streptophyta, Magnoliopsida, Fabales, Fabaceae. The record is from RefSeq and is a predicted model, not a curated record.
UCAAGUUUGAAAGCCUAGUUCUGUAGUUCACCACUUCACCUUCGUGAUAGAUAAGAGGAACACAUAAUUUUCGUACAAUGGCAGGACCUGCUUUCUACACCUCCUGUCUUUCCUCUUCCAGCAACUUAGGGACAUGUUGGUUGGUAUUAAAAACUCACAAUGCAAGGGCCGUGCCAGGAAGUGGAAGGAGAAGAUUGUCAAUAAAAGCAGAAGUGCAGUAUGUAAACGCUGAAAAGGCAAAGGAACUGGUAGAAGUGGAUGGAUAUACUGUUCUUGAUGUGCGAGACAAAACUCAGUUUGAGAGAGCUCACAUUAAAUCUUGUUCUCAUGUGCCUCUUUUUGUUGAAAAUAAAGACAAUGAUCCUGGUACUAUUAUAAAAAGGCAGCUGCACAAUAACUUUUCUGGGUUGUUCUUUGGGUUACCAUUUACUAAGCCAAAUCCUGAGUUUUUCCAAUCUGUUAAGAGCCAGUUUCCACCUGAAAGUAAACUCUUGGUUGUAUGUCAGGAAGGACUGAGGUCCUCUGCAGCAGCAAAUAAGUUAGAUGAAGCUGGUUUCGUAAAUGUUGCAUGCAUAACAUCUGGCCUUCAAACUGUAAAACCAGGGACAUUUGAUUCUGUUGGCUCCACAGAGUUGGAGAAUGCAGGCAAAGCUGGUUUGGUGACAAUCCAAGGAAAAAUCUCAACUGUGUUGGGAACCAUUCUUGUUUGUGCAUAUUUAUUCAUUACCUUCUUCCCUGAUCAAGCUGAGAAACUAUUCCAAUUGGUCCCUUCAGGCUAAGCCUAAAAAUUCCAUCAGUCUUUCUUGAUUUUUUCCUUCCCCAUUCAUUUUGCAUGUAGCAUAUUAAGGAACUUGUGAUUAGAAUUGAGAAAAAUAAAAACAUGAAAUGUGAAUAAAGUGAUGGAAGAGUUAGUGCUUAGUAAUGUGAGUAUAUAGCUAUGAUGGUCAAGAAACCAAAUGGUGUAUGCCACUGGUAGUAUUCUCCAUUAAGCAAGGUGUUGUAUCUAUUUCUAAUGUUUAAGAUACCAUUUAUUUCAAAUUUACGUUACUAGGA